Molecule: messenger RNA, 1158 nt
Organism: Oppiella nova
Lineage: Eukaryota; Metazoa; Arthropoda; Arachnida; Sarcoptiformes; Oppiidae
Source: the annotation of a GenBank genome assembly
AUGCUGGGAGUGGUGUCUGAAGUCGUGCACCCAUUGGUCCGUAUCGUACACUUUGGUCCCAUAAUAGCCCUAUUGAUCAUCAAAUGCGUGUUCUUCACGACACUGUCGCUGACAUCUCAAUGGCUUUAUAUGACCGACUCGGCCAUCGCGGCCAUCAAUUAUCUCCUGUACUACGCAUUCAUAGCCACAGUGCUAUACAACUUCUUCAGCGCCGUCUUCGUGGGGCCCGGCUUUGUGCCGAAGGGGUGGCAGCCGUCGGACCCUCGAGACGCUCAAUAUCUUCAGUUCUGCCAUCAGUGCGAUGGCUAUAAACCGGCGCGAAGUCAUCACUGCCGCCGAUGCGACAGAUGUGUGCUGAAGAUGGACCACCACUGCCCGUGGAUUAACAACUGCACCGGUUAUCGCAAUCAAUGCUAUUUUAUACUCUUUUUAUUGUCGGCCGUCUUGGGAUCCGUUCAGUCGAUCGUCUUACUAGUGAUGGGAUUGUAUCGCGGUUUCUAUUUGAACUGGUACUUAUAUCACUUAUCCGAUCGACUCGUGUAUAUAUCGAUGACUUCAUUACUAUUCGGUGUCUUCUCCAUCGGUUUGUCCAUCGGAGUGAUUAUAGCCGUCGGCGGACUCCUUGUUAUUCAAUUAAAAAUUUUAUUCAAGAAUCAGACGAGUGUUGAGGAAUGGAUUGUCACGAAAGCCAUGAGCAGGAAAAGAGACGAUGUCUUCAUAUAUCCCUAUAAUAUGGGCUUUUGGAUGAACGCUAAACAAGUUUUGUUGGAACCCAUAGAUAAUGGCAUAGAAUGGCCGGUGGAACAACUUCUACAGAAAGAGGAGAAGCGGAGCCGAGCGGUCACCUGCCGGGCGACCGACGCCUACAGCGGCUCCUGGUUUCCGGUGUCGCAGGGCCUCGGCGUAUGCCUGGCCUUCCCGUGCACUGACGAGCCGCGCAUUGCCAUCGCCGCCGGUGACUAUCUGGUGGUGACGCGCUCGAAGAAGCACUGGCUGUACGGCGAGAAACUUAAGCCCGUGGGUGAGCGGCGGCGAGAGCGCGGCUGGUUUCCCCGGCGGGUCGUCGUACAGGUGCACAUCGCCAAGAAUCAUGAGAUUCACCACAAACCAGACGAUAAUUUAUGUACAAAUGAUUGUGAAAAUAAAAAAUUAAAUUAA